Postia placenta MAD-698-R-SB12 is the source of this 1830-nucleotide messenger RNA. RefSeq lists its product as hypothetical. Lineage: Eukaryota; Fungi; Basidiomycota; Agaricomycetes; Polyporales; Adustoporiaceae. The record is from RefSeq and is a predicted model, not a curated record. Bases 1 to 1830 code for a protein of 609 amino acids. The transcript has 7 exons.
AUGCGUGUCAGUAUCCUGGGCAUUCUGGGCAGUUUCUUGUAUCUUGCUUUCACUCUCCGAGUUGCUGCGCAGAGUCAUGAAGGUCAACAGAAACUAUUUGCAUUCCGACACUCCAACAACGCACACGCUACAAAGCAUAUCAUCACACCAGAAUUCUCAAGAUUCGUAGAGGACCUCUUAGAGAUUGCGAAUAUCCCAGGCUUGACCCUCGGAAUUGUCCACACCGACCGCGAGGCAGAGCGAUUGGUGGAACUUGAUGCCUGGGGUCGCAAAACGGAGGAGGGGUUCGGGCACGACAUGUCUCCAGACGCAUUCAUGGCGACUUCCCUCGGACUCCUCAUGGAUGACUAUGCAAACGGGCGAAAUGUGACCCCUCUUCCAAGAAGUGUUGCUCAGUUCGACUGGGACACCAAGGUCCGCGACCUCCUCCCGGACGACUGGAAGCUGGAAGAUGAGUGGGCGAGCGAGAUGACGAACAUCAGGGACAUGCUCGGCCAUGUUACUGGUAUGCCGAGGCAUGACUACUCCUACCAGCCGGGUGAUACACCGCAGGGAGUAGUUCGUAACUUGAGGAAUCUGCGUCCCGGUUACGAACUUCGGAAGAAGUGGUCUUAUAAUAACCAGAUGUACAUUGUUGGCGCACACUUGAUUGCGACGUACGCGAACAUGUCCUACCCGGAAUUCGCAUUAUCCCGCAUAUUCGAGCCACUGGGCAUGGCCUCCACCACAUUCUCACCAGAUGUGGCGCAGAGAUCUGGGAAGCGGACGCAGACGUGGACUAAAUUUGGAAGACGGAUAUCGUUCUGGUUCACAGAAGAAAUAGCACAUUUGAAGGCGGGUCCGGGUGGCAUCAUCUCCAGCGCGCAAGAUCUGACGAUCAAGAUACUGACAGAAAAUGGACAGACGAAGUGGGUCACGGUACUCCUCAACGCCGGCGUCGAGCCAGUGUCGAACACAACCAUUAUCCCACGCUCGGUCUUUGACGAGAUGACCACUGCACAUUCUGUAGUCUAUGGUUCGUCUCCCGCGCCAGACAGCUCACUGAUUGGCUAUGGUAUGGGCUGGGAUCGCUGGUCGUACCGGGGACACGAGAUUGUCGCACAUACUGGCGGCCUUCCUGGUAUCUCUACGCUGGUUGCAUUGCUCCCUGACGAUGGACUCGGGUUGGUUGCCCUGGCGAACGCAGACGAGAAAGCAGCGGCCGAGCGAAUACUCAUGGAACGUAUUUUGGACGACAUGAUCGACUUCCCUGAAGGCAGCCGAGCAACAUUUGUUGACGCUGAGCGAUACACUAAGCUUGAGCUUGGUGGUUCCACAAGCAAGGAAGUUCGUGGGGCGGCUCUGUGCUCCUCGGCCGGUUCAGCGCCUUCUCCGGCUGAACUUGAACCGUAUGCGGGCACAUACGGCAAUGAGGGCUACGGGGCCAUCACACUGUGUGCACCGUCGAGCGACUCGUUCUACUGCAACGACGUCUUUGGGGACUUUGCUCCCUUCCGUCCUGAUCCCGCUGUCAGUUCGCCAAUGCUCCUGGCCGCAUACCCGCGCGUGUGGACGACGCAUGUGCGCAUGAUACCGUGCGACGGCGAGACUUUCGACCUGGGGUUCACGGCGCUCUUUCCGCACGGCUACGGGCGGAAUACGAGCGCAUUCGAGACCUUCGAGACGGGUGACGCGGAGGGGCAAGCUGUAUUUGUCGUUGAGGAGAAGAACGGAAAGAAGACCGUGAAGGGCUUUGGGCUACUCAUCGAUCAAGAUGCAGUCGCCGAGAGGAAACGGAUGAUUGGUACUUCGGUUGAGCAAUACGCGGACGCGUGGUUCGAGAAGGUGUAA